This is a messenger RNA of Solanum pennellii, 3603 nucleotides long. Its product is annotated as protein CHUP1, chloroplastic-like. The record is from RefSeq and is a predicted model, not a curated record. The transcript is spliced from 7 exons. Gene Ontology annotation, biological process: chloroplast organization. Gene Ontology annotation, cellular component: chloroplast outer membrane. The coding region runs from base 958 to 3264 and encodes 768 amino acids. Lineage: Eukaryota; Viridiplantae; Streptophyta; Magnoliopsida; Solanales; Solanaceae.
UUCUCUCUCGAAAUGUAUAGUGAAAUCCUCAAAGUAUGAGCCUUUUCUUUCUCUCAUUUUCAACUAAUGAUUUGUCUCUUUAAAGAGGAGCGUCUUGUUUGCACGAUCACAGAAACGACAACACGACUCAUAAGCUUUCUUGGCUUUUGAGUAGUGAAAUUUUUUUUUUUCCUUUUUAAAGGGGUUUUUUAGAAUCGUCAAAAUUGAAUUACCUGUGAAACCCAUUUCAGUUUUUCAGCUUAAACAAAGAGAGGAACCUCUCGAACUUUUGAGGGUAAUUGAUUUUAUAGUGGGAAGGUUAUUAAAUUUGAGGUCCACUUUCUUUGUGUGUGUGUGAGAGAGAGAGACCAUAUACAGUGAAAAAGUUUCAGUAUUGAGCUCAAACUGAAGAACCCCUUUGAUAUCUGUGAUUAUCAAUGCUGAAAUUUGGUGUAGAAGUUUCAGUUUUGAGCUUUGCUAAACUCAUCUAGAGUUCUCUGUUUUCUGGAGCAUAUGUUUUGGUGUAGAAGUUAUAAAUUUGAGCUUUGAUUGACUAAUUUAGGAGUUCUCUGUUUUCUGGAGCUUAUGUUUUGGUGUAGAAGUUUUAAUUUUGAGCUUUGAUUAACUAAUUUAGGAGUUCUCUGUUUUCUGGAGCUUAUGUUUGGUGUAGAAGUUUCAAUUUUGAGCUUUGAUUAACUAAUUUAGGAGUUCUCUGUUUUCUGGAGCUCAUAUUUGGGUGUAAAAGUUUCUAUUUUGAGCUUCGAGAAACCUAUUUAGAGUUCUCUGUUUUCUAGAGCUCAUGUAAUGGUGAAAAGGUUUAUUUUUGAGUUAUAAACUUGGGUUUAGUCAUUUUAUGAAAAAACUCCAUUUGUAAGUUCAGGGAUUUAGAGUUUAAUCCAUGGAAGCUUGGAGUUUCUGAGUUUAUAACUGUUCAGGGUAUUGUGUAUAAGGGGUGAGGAGUCUUUGUAGUUGUUCAUAAUGGGGGAGGAAAAAUCAUCAGAGAAUAGAGUGAAAACUUCAAAAUUUGCUGAUCAAAAUAAGGCACCAAAGGGAAGUUAUAGCAAUGUAAAAGGGAAUAACAAUAUGUCAAAGGUGAGAUCUUCUUGGGGUUCUCAAAUUGUGAAGGGUUUCUCAGGGGAGAAAAAAACCAAGUUGCAGACCAUAAUUCAUGCCAAGAAAGAGUUGGUUCCUGGCAACGAAAACUCGAACCAGAAGAACUCUUCUGGGAUUUCGCAGCCAAGGGUAAAGAGGUCUCUAAUGGGAGACUUGUCAUGUUCAGUCGUUUCCUCUCAAGUUCAUCCUCAAACAGUUAACAUUCACAGGACUAAAUCUUCCGGUUCGCGUGAUCUAUUCAAUGAAAUUGAUCAUUUGAGGAACUUGCUACAAGAAUCAAAGGGGAGGGAAAUGAAAUUGCAGGCUGAAUUAUCUGAAUUUAAGAGGAGUCCAAAGGUGGUUGAGCUCGAGAGGGAACUCGAACUGAAGAAGAGUGAGAUUAAUAGCUUUGCCAAGAAAGUUGAAUUGAUGGAAUGUGAAAAGGCAGUCCUUUCUCAUCAAUUAAGUUCAUUGACUGCUGCUCGAGAGAGACAAGAUACGAAAUCCAAUAAGGAAGAUUUCAAAAGCGUGACUAGUUUGGAAAUGGAGGUUGUGGAGUUGAGGCGCUUGAAUAAGGAACUCCAGCUUCAGAAAAGAGAUAUUUCUUGCAGGCUGUCUUCCAUGGAGUCCCAGCUAGCCAUUGUUGGAAAAGUUCCAGAGGGAGAUACAAUUGAGCAUAUUAAAGCGGAGGCUUCUUUGUUGAGACAUGAAAAUGAAAACCUUUGCAAACAAGUUGAGGGUCUUCAAAUGAGUAGGUUGAAUGAGGUUGAGGAGCUUGCCUACUUGAAGUGGGUGAACUCAUGUUUGCGAGAAGAGUUGCGCAGCUGCUCGUCCAUGACAUGUGAUAAGACUUCUAGCCCUCAUGGUAGUGAGAAAAGUAGGGAAUCACUUUGCUUGUCUUAUGAUCAUAGUGAUGAGGACUCAAAAUGUAGUAGUGCGAGGAGGUUAAGCCUCGUUAAGAAGCUAAAGAAGUGGCCUAUUACUGAUGAAGAUAUGCAACAAGUAGGGAGCCCGGAUAAUAUCAUUAAUCAUAGUUGGGAGGAUACACAAAGUUCUACUCGCAGGCACUCGAUAAGUGGAUCAAAAUUUUGUGUUGAGGACUUGAUUUUUAAUAAGAGAAGGCAAUCAGAUGUCUUUAUGUGUUCCAAGGAAGUGGAAAAGGAGAUUGAGCCUAUUGUUUCCCAACAUAAAUUAACCAAUCCUUUGGAGGUCGAGAAACGUGUCUUGCGGAUUCCUAAUCCCCCUCCAAGGCCUUCAUCUGUUGCUCUAAUUGAAGAAGAUGGAGAAAAUUCUGUUCAAGUUCCUGGUCCUCCUCCACCACCUCCCCCGCCUCCUCCACCACCACCUCCAAAACUUAUGGCGAAAACUACAUCAGGCAUGGUACAGAGAGCUCCUCAAGUUGUAGAAUUUUAUCAUUCACUGAUGAAGAGAGACUCGAGGAAGGAUUCAUUAAAUGGAGGAGUAUGUGAUGCAUCAAGUGUUUCAGACGUUCGUAGUAGCAUGAUCGGUGAAAUUGAGAACAGAUCAUCAUAUUUGCUGGCUAUAAGGGCAGAUGUUGAAACUCAAGCAGAAUUUGUGAUUUCCCUGAUAGCAGAGGUCAAUAAUGCAGUUUAUUCAGACAUCGAGGACGUGGUUGCUUUUGUGAAAUGGCUAGAUGAUGAACUUUGCUUUCUGGUGGAUGAAAGGGCAGUACUAAAGCACUUUGACUGGCCAGAGAGAAAAGCAGACACACUAAGGGAGGCAGCAUUUGGAUAUAGAGAUCUCAAGAAGUUGGAGAAUGAAGUUUCAACUUACAAGGACGAUCCUCGAUCGCCAUGUGAUAUUGCACUAAAGAAGAUGAUUUCUUUGUCAGAGAAGAUGGAACGUAGUGUCUAUAACCUUCUUCGGACAAGAGACUCAUUGAUGCGCCACUGCAAAGAGUUCAAAAUCCCCACACACUGGAUGCUUGAUAAUGGGAUAUUAAGCAAGAUAAAGUUUGGCUCUGUGAAGUUGGCUAAGGUGUACAUGAAGAGGGUAGCUGCGGAGCUUCAGUCCAAAGGACCAUUAGAUAAAGACACUUCCAUGGACUACAUGCUACUCCAAGGAGUGAGAUUUGCUUUCCGGAUUCAUCAGUUUGCGGGAGGAUUUGAUGCAGAAACUAUGCAAGCUUUCGAGGAGCUACGAGGCCUAGCACUUUCAUUAAACAAGAAAUAGAAGAUAAAGAUUUUUGUGAUGAAGUACAAUUUUGAUAGAGGGCUUACCAUCUCAGUAACCAUCAAUCCAAGUAUUGACACAUAUGUAUUAGAGAAAAAAUAGGUCAAAUAUGGUUGACAUCAAUGAUAUUCCUUAUCAUUGAUAAUUGGUUCAUGUUUUUGUAUCCAAUUUUUUGCUUUUGGUUUGAUGGAAGUAGAAAGAUCAGAUCUCAAGUUUUCAGUAUAUUCUAUAUAAAGAAAGCUUGGUGAAAAAGCUAGAACUUUUAUGCAAGUUUUCUAUCAAUAUACUAAUUGGCUUGAUGAAAUAACAUAUAAUUCCAACAUUAUCUUUGGACCUUAA